UAUGCCUACUACAUCAUCUACUAAUCUUGGUCAAAUAGCUUCUGGGACAACAGCAGGAUUUGUAUGCAAUGCAGGAUUCAUCCAGUCAGGCAAUCCCUCUGCCUCUUGCAAUAAUGGAGUAUGGAGUCAACCCCUUGGUAUUUGCCAAGCUUCUGGGGGCUUUGGCAUAGGAACGACCUUACUGCCUGGAGGUAUAUCUUCAGGAGGACAGUGUGCAGCAAUAAUUCCACCAGCAUUUGGGCAACUAAGCUAUAAUGCAGCUGGCCAGACAAACACUGCAGGAAUACAACAACAACAACAACAAUUCGGCCCGUUCACUACUGGGACAACGGUUCAACUGAUUUGCUCUUCUGGAACGUAUUCUAGUGGAACGAGUCAAGCAACCUGCUCAAACGGUCAAUGGAUACCUAACCAACUUGGACAGUGCCAAAGUACUGGAUUGGGUGGUGUUGGAGGUAUAGGAAGUGGAGGAAGUUGCGCACCUCAAAUAACUCCUGCAAAUGGUCAAAUAAUUUAUAGUACAAUUCUACAGGCUGGGCAAACAAUGUAUUCAUCAGGGACCACUGCUACACUGAGUUGUUUAUCUGGCAGUCCACCGUUAAAUGGACAAGUUUCCACAUGUCUUAACGGCUUUUGGACACCUUCAUUAGGCAUAUGUUCAAUCACUGGCGGUACAGGCAUCUUUCCUACAUCCUUCCCAGGAGGGACAAGUUUUGGGUCAACCUGCCUUUUUGGAAUGAUCCCACCUUUGGGCGGAACAAUCCAAUAUAGUGGUGGUUCUACACAACAAUUAGGCAGUGUUGGGACGUCUACUGGACCGCCAUAUGCUGAAGGAACAACAGCUACACUAGUCUGUCAACAAGGAGUACCUAGUGUACCCAGCGCAGUCUGUACACGAGGCACAUGGCAACCACCAAACCUCACAGGGUGUAGUGGCAGUCUUUUUGGUGUUACUCCAUCAAUUAUUUCUGGAUUUGGGACACAAACUGCUGGGCAAUGUCUUUUGGGAUUGGUUGCUUUGGGAGGCACAGUAUUCUACUCAAACUCGGGCGCUAACAGCGGUGUCAGUAACACUGGAACGCUUGUUGGCAGUGUCAAUACAAACAUUGGAUCUUCACAAACUGGCCCAUACCCACAGGGAACGACUGCUCAAGUUCAAUGCCCUAACGGCCAAAUUCCAACUAAUGGUGCUACUUCAGCUACUUGUAUAAGCUCCCAGUGGCAACCUUCAUCGUUAGGCUCUUGCCUAAGCAGCAAUAUUGGAAUUGCUAGUAUUGGCGUAACGAUACCAACAAGUAUUGGGCAAGGUGGGGGGUUGAAUGAUUUUUAG
Meloidogyne enterolobii is the source of this 1330-nucleotide messenger RNA. The record is from the annotation of a GenBank genome assembly. Lineage: Eukaryota; Metazoa; Nematoda; Chromadorea; Rhabditida; Meloidogynidae.